AUGGUGAAUCUUGGGAUCCUGCUAGGCCUCCUUGCGAUCGCCCACGCUGGCGAUGGGCAUCACCACGCGCCAUCGGGAGCUCUUCAUCGGCGAGAGUACUUCUAUGUUGGGGGCCAGUAUGUCAACAUCUCCCAGCCGCCGUUUGGCCCGGGGCUUGUCCUGGCCGGGCAGAUGUACGUCGAACGCUUGACCCCAGCAUAUCCGACUCGGCAAUAUCCGCUGGUGCUCUGGCCUGGUGCUGGGCAAACUGGGGCUAAUUUCCUCAACACGCCUGAUGGUAGAAAGGGAUGGGCCUCGCACUGGCUUGAACUGGGAUAUGAAAUUGUCAUUGUCGAGCAGCCUGAAAGAGGCCGGUCUGGUUGGCUUGAGGGCCAGGGCCAAAUGGGAAACCCGCCCAUCGAGUUCGCGCAAGCUUUCUUCACCACCACGAGGGAGUUCAACUGGUGGCCACAAGCCCGAUUGCACACGCAAUGGCCGGACUCGGGCCAUGUUGGGGACGCAUUCUCUGACCAGUUCUUCGCUUCGCAAGUACCGCUACAGCUCAACAAGACGCGUUCAGAGGAGUAUAACCGAGCCGCAGGCAUCGCCCUCCUUGAGAAAAUUGGUCCAGCUAUCCUCGUCACGCACUCGCAGUCGGGACCUUACGGCUGGGGAGUUGCGGACUCCCGCCCGGACCUCGUCAAGGGAAUACUGGCCAUUGAACCUGAGGGGCCGCCGUUCGUUGAUGAAACGCUACAGACCGGCGCCGGUCGACCAUAUGGCAUUGCCACACUGCCUCUGACCUACCUCCCCAGAGUUGCUAACCCCCAGGAAAUAUCCACGGAAACUCAUCCUGCACCAUCCAUGGAUUUCAAUUCCUGCACCCUUCAAGCGAGCGUGCCGAGACAGCUUGUUCGUCUUCUGAAAACUCCAGUGCUACUUGUCACGGCAGAGGCGAGUUUCCACGCGCCGUACGACUACUGUACAGUUGCAUACCUGGAGCAGGCGGGCGUCCGUGUGCGAUGGCUCAACCUUCCAGACCAUGGGUUUUUUGGGAACGGGCACUUUAUGUUCCUGGAGAAGAAUAACAUGGCUUUUGUCCACCUGCUCGACUCGUGGCUAGCCUCAGUCGUAGCUUCACCGGGUCAGAGGCCGAUAUCGAACAAUAGACGUAAAUAG
Uncinocarpus reesii 1704 is the source of this 1158-nucleotide messenger RNA. RefSeq lists its product as uncharacterized. The record is from RefSeq and is a predicted model, not a curated record. NCBI's taxonomy places the organism in Eukaryota, Fungi, Ascomycota, Eurotiomycetes, Onygenales, Onygenaceae. Bases 1 to 1158 code for a protein of 385 amino acids. The transcript has 3 exons.